Necator americanus (New World hookworm) is the source of this 747-nucleotide messenger RNA. RefSeq lists its product as uncharacterized. The record is from RefSeq and is a predicted model, not a curated record. The transcript has 7 exons. Bases 1 to 747 code for a protein of 248 amino acids. Lineage: Eukaryota; Metazoa; Nematoda; Chromadorea; Rhabditida; Ancylostomatidae.
AUGAGUCAAUGUUUUGGAGCCCAAGAAAAGCGAUUGUACAUCCAUUUGUUAGCUCACUUCUCAAAAGCACAGCGUGGCAGGGUUGUGGCUGUAAGCUGCUUUGAGAUGGGCCUUCCCUCGCUUAUUUUCGCCUUUGUGCUCAGCACAGUUGACGCAUGCGCCAACACGGCAAUUUCUCGCGAUGCCGAGGUCAUCACUGAUCCCACGUUUACGUUCACAGCUAGUCCUUCUGUGAGAUGGACAUAUUAUCCUCAAGUCGCGCCUACAGGUUCAACAGCAGUAACGAAUUUCUUUCCUGGUCAAUCUACAACUUCGGCAGAAGCCCUACAAGCAGCACAGAACGAAAUAAUGGCAGCAUAUCUUGAAGCCCUCACACAGCAGCCAAUAUCGACCAUUGGUGUGUCUACUACAGUCACUUAUUCACCAGAUGAGAUCUCAAACUGUUACGUAGGACAGACGAUUCCAACUGGAACAAAAAUAGGUUACCUCGCUGGUGGUGCGAUUACGCAAAUAGCAGUUGUGUCCGGCAUGGCAACUACAGUAAGCAACUGCCCAUUGUCUCAAACCAUGGUGACGCCUAAUGUCGGACAAUAUCAAGAGUACAUUAAGAUGGUUACGAUAUCGACUCGUGGCGGUACAACACUGUCGAGAUACAACUGGGAACGAGUGGCAUCACAACUUCAGUCGACGCUCAACUUCAGAUACCAAGUUUUCUUCCGCUCGCCCAUUACGAUAGGCAACAAUUGA